Messenger RNA from Platichthys flesus (European flounder), 1953 nucleotides. Its product is annotated as regulator of G-protein signaling 21. The transcript has 5 exons. The coding region runs from base 225 to 806 and encodes 193 amino acids. The record is from RefSeq and is a predicted model, not a curated record. Lineage: Eukaryota; Metazoa; Chordata; Actinopteri; Pleuronectiformes; Pleuronectidae.
UGUAGUAAAACGUAUAUCAUCAAGACGAGGAAUCCGAUUUUCCGUGAAUCAGAGGAAUUCAGCAGCAGUGAGUCAGUGAGUGGUCUCAACAGCAGCUGCAUGUUUAUCCACCAGAUUUCCAGAUACCUGUAGCUGCAGGUCCUCAGCGUCACAGCCAUUCCACCCUGUUUCUGUCUGGAGGCAACUCCUCUCACUGAUCUGAGGACACUAACGGAGAUGUUAAAAUGCCCAAGCUUCUGUUUUCAAAGGCUCGCUUAUAUGAAAUCCGGGAUCUGAUGCAAAACGUCAAGAGACCCAGAAGGAUUGAUAUUGUGCUUAAUAGAAGGAGGCGUAAGAAGGAUGUCCAGGACCUGAUGGUGCAAAAAAUAAGCGAUGAGCCAUCUUCUUUGAAACUCAGUUGUCCGACAGAGAAUAAACUCCACCUCACUCUGGAGAAACUGUUAAGGGAUAAAAAGUAUUUAGCAGCGUUCCAAACUUUCCUGGAGUCGGAGUUCAGUGAGGAGAACAUCAAGUUCUGGCUGGCGUGUGAGGACUUCAGGUCGACCGCCUCAUUGGAUGAUCUCCGCUGGAAAGCAGAGGAGAUCUACACAGAGUUCAUCCAGCCGAUGGCCUGCAGAGAGAUCAACGUUGACCACUACAUUAGGGAGAAUAUCAAAACGUCCUUGGAGAACCCGAGCAUCUCCUGCUUCGACGAGGCCCAGAAACACGUUUACCUGCUGAUGGAGAGAGACUCCUGCCCCAGAUUCCUGAACUCUGACGCCUACCUGAGCCUAACGCGCAAAUCCAGAACUAUGUGGUACAUUUAGCUGAGAGAGAACGCUGUUGUUUUUUUAACUGAAAAGUUCUUUCACAAUGUUUGAGACGAUCAUGAACGUUUUCUUUCAAAGGCAGAGCAUUUCUAACAAGCUCUACAACCCGGGGUCAUCGACGUCCAUGUCCUUUUGCAGACGGCUAGAUAAUAAUAAACGUUAUGAAUGCGGAACCUUUCAAAACCCAAUAACAGACGUGUUUUACGAGACACAAAUGAUAAAAAGACAAUUUGGAGAAACACAGACACAAUUUGAAGAUCGCCAAACUGCUACAGCUGAGAAAAGAGUAGAAUUAAAUUAGAAGCCACAGUCUCCACAGUCCCCAGGGAGGUCACGUCCAGGUGAAAAAGACAUGUGAAGAUUUUCAUCAUGGAAAAACAACGAGAUACUAAAGCGUUUAGGGACACCGGUGUUGAUUUGCUGUAAACAAAAACACAAGGCUCCACCCCUCACUCAAAUCUUCUGUACAUUUCCGUGUUGUUGUAACCGCGUCCGACCCGCAUCAUAUCCCACUGGGACCUUGGUGGGUGGAAAACAAAUUUCCUGGAAAUUUACCAGAGUUCAUGACGAUGAUGGAGCACUCCCCUAAAUUUGCAUUUCCCAAAAAAUGACCCUUCUUACAGGAAAGUGACAAAAAGUUGGAUCUGUGUCAAACGUUUGGCUUUAAAUAAAAUAGUCAGUUCAGAAGCAGGAUAAAUAAGUUACGAUAAAACGUUUUAAGAAAGUGAAUUUCAGCUCAAAGUCCUGAGGAAAGAGCAUUUUAUAUGUUAUUGAUGAUCAGUAUUAAUGAAAUGUGGGCAUUAAUAAAGUAAUGAUAUACAACUACGAGGAAUAAAAAGCAAUGUGAGCAGAAAGAAGUAUUUGUACGUAGAGGAGAGAGAAAGAUGUUGGUAUGUGUGAGCAGAUGAUUUUGAAGGAUUAAUCGUUAUUUGAUAAAACUUGUUUGUUAACCGAAAGUCUGACUGAAAGAACCAUAAAUGAUGAGGAAUGGUAAAUGAGUGGUUUCUGAUCAAUCAAUCAAUCACAUUUUAUUUGUAUAGCCCAUAUUUACAAAUCAAUAUUUCUGUCAUAGGGCUCAACAGUGUGCAAAACUCUCUAUAAAAAAAAAUAAAACAACUUUUUUACCAAAUUGUCCGGAUCCUCA